Messenger RNA from Maniola jurtina (meadow brown), 5736 nucleotides. RefSeq names its product pregnancy zone protein-like. Lineage: Eukaryota; Metazoa; Arthropoda; Insecta; Lepidoptera; Nymphalidae. The record is from RefSeq and is a predicted model, not a curated record. Gene Ontology annotation, cellular component: extracellular region. Bases 82 to 5646 code for a protein of 1854 amino acids. Gene Ontology annotation, molecular function: endopeptidase inhibitor activity. The transcript has 29 exons.
UGUGUCUUAAGUAGGACCUAGAAUACCUAAAUGUCUGGACUUAAAAUAUUUUAGUGAAACAAGAAGUGAUAGAACGUGAGAAUGAGCUGGAUUAUAGCUUUGUUUAUAAUACCGACGCAAGCGCAGUUCUUCGAGACGCCGCAAAAUAUUACAAGCUCGCCAUGCACUGACAGGAAUCACAUGUUCCUCGCGCCAGGAGUGCUGACUGCGGGCGGGAACAGCAGGGCUUGCAUAUCCAGGUUUCACACUGACGGACCAGCUCACUUCCAUCUCACCCUGGGCACAGACGAUGGCGGCACUGUCUCUGCUUCCAGGGACUUGAUACCAGGCGAUGGUGGUUGCCUAGACAUAUCAGUGCCUUUAAGACCGAACACCAAAGCUGAACUUAAUGUUAAUAUAAGAUACCCAGAAGCAAACUGCGCAUGGGACCGAGGGAUCACCGUGCGAAUAGCCAGUGGUCGAGUGGUGAUAGUCCACACUGAACGAGGAAGAUACCAUCCUGGGGACACAGUUCGAUUCCGCGCUGUAGCUCUCAAAGCCGAUCUCACCCCUGCACAUACCACUAUCGAAGAGGUGUGGUUAGAAGGCCCACGGGGGGCUUGGGAUGGGGUAAAAACAGCGCAGUGGCAACGUGUGAGGACUAGACUUGGACUGAUGCAGCUACAGCAUCAGCUGGAUGAGCUGGUACCGCCUGGGAAGUGGACUAUCAGGGCUAGACUAGCAGAUGGUUCUCAGGGGUCCACGUCAUUCUCGGUGGGCAACUAUGAACUACCACCGUUCCAGCUAACUGUACGUCACGCGCCCAUCGUUCUGAGGACCAGCGAGAGACUCGUGUGGACUGUGUGUGUCAGAUACCCGUGGUCAGAAGCCGUAGAAGGCAUGCUGGUGAUCCGACUCCGCGGUGCUGGCGGCAGCGGACAGGGUCAAGGUGGCAUACGCACCGCAGUGCGCCUAAAAGCACCGCGUGCCUGCCAUAGACAUGCAGCUGCCACCAAACGGAUAGGCCUCGAUGGUACCAGCCCUCCUGAUGUCAUCGUUGCUGACUUCUCUUUCCAGGAGGAAGGAACCCGUAUCUGGCAAAAUACAACAGUCAUAUCCCAAGUAGUGGACGAUCCCGUCAAACUUGAAUUCCUUACGAAGCAUCGAGCUGUCAUAUCGCCAGGGCUACCUUAUAAAAUAAAGGUCAAGGCCUCUCGAUGGGAUGAUAAACCAGCGGUCAACGAAAGAGUUUCUGUAUGUCGAUCAACAGCUAUAACUCCUGAAGAAUCAUCUUUCAAUGCCGCAAAGGCGUCUUGUGUGGAUUCCAUCACUGAUGCCAAAGGAAUCGGCAGGGUUAUGUUCACAGCUGAUGAUAACGGCAAGCCUUACUACCACUUUCAGGCGCGUCUGUACAACGCAACGGCACACCUUGUGACCCGCUGCUCCACCACGCAAGGCCGCGCCGCGCUGGGCGCUCUGCGGACAGACUCGCGAGCGAGGACCUUACUGCCGCUUUAUCUGAACCUGGGGCACCUCACUGCACCCAUUACAGUGCACUUUGUGGUGAUUACUCGAGGUGGAAUCAUUUACCGCUGGGGUGCAACCACUCAAUGCCCCAUAACCAGCAUCACAGACCAAAUUCAUACCACCGACAGAAAUAGCAUUUGCUCCAAUCGCAAUUUCCAGAAACUGAUACUCCCAAACAAGAUUCUUGAAGGCAGGAACUCCUCAGAAUUGGACUCACUUUUGGAUAGACACUUGUCGAAAGUGAUGUUGCCGAUAAAAGUCAGUAACCAGAUGUGCCCAGACAGCCAUUUGAUCGCUUACUUCUAUUAUAAUAAUGAGUUGAUCACUGCUAGCAAACAUUUCGAAAUGGAAGAAUGCUUCGCGAAUAAGGUGGAAGCGGCCUGGACAACCCGGCAAACUCUUCCCGGAUCCGUCGCGUCCCUACAGAUCUCCACACCUGGUCCAGCUCUCUGCGCCCUGACCGUGCUAGAUACAGCAUCGAAAUGGGUGCAGCCACCAGAAAGCGUCAAGAACCUAAUGAUGCUUGGACUCAGGAAGCUGAUCGAUGGGCACCGAAACAUUACUGAGCAUGAUGCAGCUGGCGAGUGUUUCUUAACGUCAGACACACUGGACUUACCAUCAUCGAGUAUAGAACUGAUGAGUACCUGGCUAGCAUCAGCAGGAGUGAGGAUCUUCGGCGGCAACAGUCCACGCAAGCACUGCAGUGUCGUUCCUGCGGCGUUAAUGGCUGAUGACGACAAUGCACCGAGGAAAGAUUUCUCAGAGUCAUGGCUAUGGAGGUUAGCAGCCAUAGGCACCAACGACUCAGUGACUGUGUCAGCGCACGCGCCGGACUCCAUCACCAGGUUCGAGGCUUCAGCCUUCUGCCUCGCUAAGAACGGUGUUUCAGUAUCCCAACCUGCUAUUUUACAGGUGUUCCGCGAGUUCUUCAUCCACGCGGACGGUCCGCGGCGUUUGAAACGUGGGGACACCGCCAUCAUACCGUAUCGCAUCUUCAACUAUCUAUACCAAGCGAUUAGUAUCAAAAUACAAAUAUCAACGGACAGUCGUCUAAACAGCUCAACGAAUGCUGAAACGGUAUGCAUACAGCCUCGAUCAUCAGUCGCGAAACGUCUGGAAGUUUCGGCGAAACAAAAUGGCGCCGGGAGGCUACGCAUCAAAGCGUCAACUGUCAGAGAUUAUCGCUGUACCAACAAUACUAGCGGGAAGGAUGUCAGUGACGAGGUAGUCAUCCGAAUCGACGUGGAUCCUGAAGGUGUUCCCACACAGGAGUAUAAAUCAGCGAUGAUAUGCGCCAAAGAUAUUUACAGCCUGAAAAACGAACCAGUAGUGUGGAAGUGGUCUCAAAUUAAAGCGGUGCCGGGAACCGAAUAUGUGACCGUGUGGGCCGCUGGGAACACCAUUGCACCCCUGUUAGCUGACGCAGACGCACUAGUGCAGCUGCCAAGGGGCUGUGGAGAGCAGAACAUGGCGCGCCUGGCCACUAAUCUGUUGGCUUUGACCUUCCUCGAGCCUACAUCCACACCUGCCAUUAUUGCAAAGGACCAUGUCGCUAGAGGUUUUACCCGGCAGCUGCAAUACGUCCACCCGUCUGGCGGGUUUAGUGCCUUCGGCGCGUCUGAUGCCGCCGCCUCCACGUGGCUGACAGCCUUCUGUGUCCGCUACCUACGGAAAGCUUACCGGGUGAUAUCCGGGGAAGCCGCGGUGCCUCCAGUGAUUCUUCAAGCAGAACAAUGGCUGAAGGCGCAGCAAAUGGAAAAUGGCUGCUUCCGAAACCAGGGGCAUGUCUUUCAUCAUGAACUUAAGGGAGGACUAAACGAAGACGGCGAGAUAUCAAGCGUAGCUCUAACCGCUUACGUCAUAACAUCCCUCCUCGAAACCUCCCCAUUAUCUUCCAAGCUCCUCAAAAACACCCUCUCCUGCCUCCGAGCAUUACCUCCUUCCAAAUCCAAGUCCAAAGUUAACCCCCUAAGAAUUUACGCCCAUUCCAUUGUUACGUAUUCCCUCAUGAGGUUACGGAGGUAUGAGGAGGAUCUAAAGAGUGCCAAUGAGGCUUUUCUGAGGGUGAGGAGUGAUGCUGGGCUGGAACAAGAUGAGGAGUUGAGGGAGCUGCUGGAACUGCUGAGGAUGGCGAAAAGAACUGAGGACUAUGUUUGGUGGGAAACAGGUAAUCUGGCCACAUCAGUGGAAGCCACAGGCUACGCGUUACUGGCGCUGUCAGAGUGCCCGCCCGCGUUGCGUGACAACUGUGCUGCUGAUGUGGCGGGCGCUACGCGGUGGCUCGCCACGCAUAGGAAUGCUGCUGGGGGAUUUAUUUCUACACAGGACACUUUAGUGACCCUCGAAGGCCUGUCACGAUGGACCACUCUCCUUCCAUCAAUCAACAACCUGACGGUCACCAUCCGAAGCGGGGCGCACCGGAAGGAGCUUCGCCUCAACACCGCGGUCAAACUACCUGAACUCGCCAAGAUCCCUGUAACUGACCAACUCAAAAUUAGUGUUGAAGGAAGUGGGUGUGCAUUAGUUCAGGCCACUCGCUUCUACAACACGUUAUCUGAAGAGGCAGCUAAACACAACACUCUGUCCGUGCAAGUGGAUGUACAGACGGACGGGGCGUUCAACUGCGAUAACAACACGGUCUGCUUCUGCGCCGCUACUGUUGAGGUGUGCGUGCUAUGGGUGGGUCCGUUCCCGGAAAUGGCGCUGCUGGAAGUGGGCCUUCCCGGAGGCUUCGGGGCCGACGCGGCCGCGCUGUACUCACACCUACAAAGAAACGAUACGUUACUCCGUCGCAUAGAGCUGUCCCCGACCAGUGGCAAAGCUACCCUAUAUCUAGGCACACGUGACGGAAGCGACACGAUAUCUCGAGCUGGCCACCAGUGCUAUAAAAUACACGCGGUUGGGCCCAAAGCAAGGACCAAACCUGCGCAUGCCAAAGUGUUGGACUAUUACCGGCCACAUAUCAAGGAUACACAGAUGUACACCAUACCAGAAGACUGUCCAUCCCGAAUAGUCCACGAUACAAGUAACUACCACGCGUCAGACAAUCUCUUCAAUAAAGCUAAAUCAUUAACUGAUAGUGAAGAAAUACUUAUCACUCACGAAUUCUCCUUUGAGGAUAUACCUGAAGGAAUUCCACUUGAAGAUCCUUUAUACGACAAUUUAACUAAAAGAAAUCAAAAUGAGGAUUCUGAAAAGCAUAAAAACUUUAAAAACCAACUUUUAAAUAGUGAAAAUAAUAAUCGUAAUAAUAAUAUUAUUGAUGGAGCAAGAUUAAAUAAAAAUAUCAGAGAUGAAAAUGAAAUUCCAACAGAAAACGAAUAUAUAACAAAUACCAGCGUGGUUGUAACUGAUUCAGUUACAAUAAAUUCCGAUGAUACAAACUUUACAAUUAAUAGAACAAAUAUAAAUGCAAAUAUAAAUACAAAAGAUGAAAAUGAAGUUUCAAGAGAAGAUGAAUAUUUAACAAACUUUAGUGCAGUUGUAACUAAUUCCAGUAUAACUAAAAAUAGGGAAUCAGAUAGUAAAAACAACGAAGUUCAUAAAGAUAGUAAUUUAUAUAAUGGAUCAAGUGUGAAAAAUGAAAAUGACAUUCUAAAAGAAAAUGAGUACAUAGCAAAUACCAGUACAGAAACAAAUAAUGUCAAUGACCACGAAAAAGAUAAACUAAUGAACGGAGGUUAUAACAAAGAUACAACAAAUCAAUGGGAAAAUUUAGUUACCAAAGAAAUAAAUACUACAAUCGAUAUACAAAAUGAAUCGAAGAUUUCGAAUGAAGUCAUUCGUGAUACAACUUCUGAAAUACAGGAUUACAACAAAAAUGAUGUAAAAGGAGAGCUAAUACUACAUAAUACUGAAGAAAAACUAGCAGUAGACAACCCUUUGCUCAAUGAUUUCCAUGUGAUAGAUUCACAUAAGGAUCUAGAUGUACCAACGGGUAUUGAAGGACCCAUUCCUGCGAUUGUUUUGCCGCCAAAGAAUUUUGUUCCUCCGCCAGAUAUAGUUUUUCCUAUCAACACACAUUCGACGUGGAGAAGAUUUCCAGAAGUUCCAUAUAAUCCAUAUUAUUACCAACCUCCGUAUUACUAUAAACAAAAUUAUUACAUUAACCAUAAGCCAGUGUGGCCAACUGAUGAUUAAAAAAUUAUCAAUGUACUAUUUUUAAAACAAAUAGCUCAGAUCACUGUUGCAUUUAAAGUUAUACUGUACUUAAACUUAAUAAGCAUUAUU